AUGGAGCAGCUUCGAGCAGCUCGAACAGCUGGGCCUGCGCUUGCCACGGGCGCGGCCACUUCUUACUUUGGCACGAAGCUCGAAGCCGUUGAUGCCGCGCAGGUGCCCCACCCUCUCGUGGGCGAGCCGCGGAACGCGAAGGCCAGAGUGGCCGUCUUAAGUGCGCAGGUGCGCUCUCAGACCUCGGAGGCCGCCACGCAAGAGCACGCCGUCGACGAGCUCGACCAGAAGAUCGCGCGGCAGCGGGAAGCGCCGAGGGCGGCUCGGGAGAGCCACCGGAGGGGGCAGGCUUCGAAGCAGCAGUUGCAGGAGCAGAAGGAGCGCGAGAAAGGCGCGGCCCUCGCAUUGCGCGGGGGGCUGGUAGCCGCGGAGGCAGAGAAGACCGCAGUCCAAGCGCAGCAAACGAUCGCCGCCGCUGGCGCGGCGCAGCAGGCGCUGGCCAAGGACGUGGAGAGGGCCGGGCACCAGCGCAGGCGCCAGGACAUCAGGUUGCAGGAGAACGACCUUGCCGAGGCGAACGAGAGGAUGGCCGAGAUGUUGGGCGAGAAGGUCCUCUACGCGACGCGGCUCGCAGAGGCCGCGGCCCGGGUCCAUGAGCUGGAGUCGCAGGGCGACGAGGACGACGACGGCUCGAGCGCGAUGCAGAAGAAGAGGGUCCGCAAAGACAAGGCGCGGGGCGAUCUGGCGAGGGGGGACAUCAAGGGUAAGUUCAUCAAAUACGUCGAUGAUGCACCGAAGGAGUGGUCCAUCCAGUGCGCGCCGUGCGACAAGUGGCAUAAAAUGAAGCCUCGGGACCCAGCCCUGCACAUCGUGCACGUGGAGCGCCAUUGCAGGGGCCGCAGGAAAGUCGAGCCCGGGCAGCUUGGGCUGGCAAAGAUGGCUGGAUGGGUCCGCGCGAUGCGCCCGAGGGUUGACGAGGGGCUUGCCGUUGCCACGUUCCCGCCGGCGCCGCAGGGGCAGGUGGGCGUGCCCCGGUGCAGCGGCGUCGCGCCCUGGGCGUUGCUGGACGCGUUCAAAAUGGACUCCGACUGGCAGGGCGAGUUCGACGCCGCAUGCGGCAGGAUCGGGUCGCACCCCAAAGUCGAGCUCUGGAAGCUGCUCAUUGACACGUACUACCACUACUGCAAGGAUGGCAUUGCUGCGAAGCUCGUUCAGGACGGCGGCAUCCAUUGCCUACAGUGCUCCGCUGGGUGCGCUGAAGGCCGUCCGAGUCGGCGCCCGCUCGCGUCUCGCGCGCUCUCGGAUGGCGAGUUUUUCUCCCGGACGUGCCUGGUGCCGCGCGCGGCUGCCUGCAGGAAGUGCAUGGCGCUGGAGACGGUGGGUAAGACCAAAGUCAGCCGGGCGCUGGCGACCGUCAUUCACGCGCGCAUCAUCUUGGACUUCGCCACCGCGCGGGCGCAGGCCGACGCGCGCCAGAAGUUCAUCGAAUUCAAGAGUGAAGACGGCGGCCUGGUAGGUCUCAGCGUCACCCGGCCCGACCUGGACAUGCUGAAGAACGCCAUGAUCGCGAUAUUAUCGAACCAGGGGCAGAUUCGGUCGAAGGCCUUGGCGAACAUGAGGUGCGAGGAGGCUUGGCGCGAUCAUGCCGCGGCGAAGCACUUGAUGUCCAGAGCGGGGGUGAAUUUCACGAGGGCCAACUUGGCCGAGGGCGCCAUGCCCAACGAGUCUACUUGCCAGAAAGUGAGCGCAUCCUUGAUCAAACGCGUGAGCUACUUGGACUUACAGGAGGAGAACGCGCAGGCCACCGCGGACGACAUCAUGAAGGAGUUGGCUGGCCAGGGCAUCACGGUGGCAUCGCUCUGCGGCGACGAGGCGGCGCCCCUCGCGCUGCUCCGCUUCGGCGCCGCGCUCCAGAAGUGCAUCGGGUGCCCGGGUCGCUUCGCCCUGGUUGAGAAGGACAAGACCAGCGGCUUCAAGCAGGACAGCUUGGCGAAGAAGGUGAAGUUCAUGGCCGUCGUUGGCCGGGGCACCAUUCCGCUGCACGCCCUGCUUAUGCGCCCUGGCUUGGCCGAUGCUGGACAAGAGCAGGAGUUGAACGACCUGGCGCUGAGAUGCGCGCGCAGGGCUGCGGAGAAGCGCGACGUCGCGGUCAUCGGCUGCGUCUUCGACGGCAUCAGCAAGGAGACGCCGUGGGUCGUCGACAAGAUCUCGGCCUAUAUAGCAGCGGCGCCCGAGGAGCGCUCCCGCAUGAGCCUCGCGGGCCUCGACAUCAAGCACCAGGUGAAACGCGGCCGGAACGCGUGCGCAUGCGGCGCCACGCCGAGCCCAUCCGGUGGCUGGGUCGAUGUAAACAUCAAUUUGUUCGGCAUGGUCGGCGUCCGGUGGGAUUGCGUGAAGGUCAAGGACCCAUUUGCAGAUUCCCGCGUGGAGUUACUGCACCGCGGUUUGGCCGAUUUCCCGUCGUUGCUGAAGACCGGGAGGCGCGACGCGGGCGCGAUGAAGUUCGGCAAGCAGAUCAAGCGCUUGAAGGCCAUCAACGUCGUGGUGCCGGACCCGCCUAAGGAGGGCGGCGCGCCGGACAUCCGAGCGGACAUCGCGGCGGUCACGGAGGAGUUCGGGGACCAGAGCGGCCACCUCUCCGCAGUCGCGCGCCCGGCCGACUCCCGCUUCCACCACCUGCUCCAGCACGAGCUCCAGAAGGUGAACCGCUUCGCCUCGCUGCAGCUCCGGACGCUGCUGGACACCCUGCGGGAGGCCCACCGCCCGCUGCUCUUCCCGGAGGGCCAGGGCCCGAGCGAGGAGGCGCUGGCCGCGGCGGAGAAGCUGCUCGACAGGGCUGCCGAGGAGCUCGUGCAGCUCGAGCAGUUCCGCCGCGUCAAUUUCACCGGCUUCCGGAAGAUCGUGAAGAAGUUCGACAAGCGCCUCGAGCAGGUCGGCGCGGGAAGCACCAAGCUGGAGUUUUGGUUCGUGCUGCAGCUGCAGCGGGAGUUCUUCAUCGCCACGCCCCUUGACUCGCACCUGCUGUCGCUGGCCUGGGGCUACGCCUCCGUGCGGCGCUUCCGGCGUGGCGGCACGCCGUCGCAGCCUGCACCAGCGAGGAAAACGAGCACCACCAGCCUGGUGAAGCGCUUCGAGGUGGUGCUCCCGCCCCAGGACAGCCCCUUCAGCGCUCCGGAGGGGGCGGGCGAGACGACGCAGCAGCAGCAGCAGAAGUUGCUCAACUCGCUCACGCCCGACGGCGUGGGCAAGCAGAACAUAAACUCUGUGCCCCUGCCGCUGCUUCUUCUUCGGCGCGUCGUGCUCUCCGCCGAGACCACGCUGACCUACCUGGACGGGCCCGGCUUCCCCUGCUACGCGGCGCGCCUCGCCGGCGGCGGCCCCUCGCCCGCCGGCUUCCGCCUCCGCCGCUCCGCCAGCGAGGCCGUCGGCGCCGGGGGCCCCGCCGGCAGCGGCGAGCUGGUGGAGCGCGACGGGGCGGCGUCCGCGCUGGGCGUGCACGCGUUCACCCCGGUGGCCGCGUUCAGGUCCCCGGAUGCCUUCCGCCUCUACCCGCCGGCCUUGGAGGUGGCCGGCGACGACGUCAAGCAGCUGCGGAGGGCGGCCGCGGCGGUGAUGGCGGGCCCGGGCAUGCAGGAGGCCGCCUCGCUGGGGGACGAGGGCUGCAAGCAGCUCGAGGCCUUCGGGAGGGAGGUGAACUCCAUGCUCGACACCAUGGGCUCUGCCCAGGUGGCGGCGACCGUGCGCGGGGACCGGGUGCUGCUGCGUGGCGACGGGCCCCUGGCGCAGGGGAUCUCGAUCGCGGUGGACAAGGACCUGCAGUUCAGCCUCGGGGACACCCUGGACGAAGCCGUGGACUUCCCGUAUUGCCUGCUGGAGGUGGCCAGCGACAGCGGCGAGGUCUCUGGCGACUGGCUCGAGGAGCUGCGCAGGUACGGCGCCAUGCGCAGCGUCGAGGGCUUCAGCAUCGGCGCUCACGCGGUGGCGGCGCUGCACAAGGACGAGGUGAAGCCGCCGGACUGGUACCAGAACUUCGCCUCCAUCGAGACCUCCGUGCCGCCCGAGACAUGGGGCCUCAAGCUGGAGGUCCGCCGGAGCACCAGCACGCACCACGCGGGUGCCCUUGCCGCCGUGCCCGCCUCCAAGCCUGCCCCCGCCGCGCCCAAGCCGCCGCAGCCGCCGCCGGCGGCCCUCUCCGGGCCCGCGGUGCCGGUGGUGCAGGAGCAGAGCCUGGAGCCGAAGGACUUCCUGGCCUCCGAGAGGACCUUCCUGGAGUGGGUGAGCACGACGGUCAUGCUCGCCGUGAUGGGCAUCGGUCUGUGGAGGUACAGCCUCAGCCUCGGCGAAGCAGAGCCCGCUGUGGGCGGGCUGCUCAACGCCACCAGCUCGAGCGCCUACUCCCUGGGGUGCUACGGCCUCUUCAUGGUCCUCGUGGCGCUCGGCUUCAUGUGGUGGGCCGUGUUCGUCCACCUUUCGCGCGUCAAGGCCGUUGAGGCCGGGAAGGCGCCCGAGUCCAUCUUCAACAGCCCGAACGCCCCGACGGUAUUCGCCGCUGCCGUGUGCACUACGCUGGUCGCCCAGAUGGCAGUGAAGGCCGUCCCGCUGUUCACCGCCGUGUUCGCAGGGUCCAGCGGCGACUCCUCCUGAGUUGGCCAGGACAGGUCAUUAGUGUAGUUAUCGUUUUACACGCGUUGGCAUUUCGUAUCCUGGCAGCGGAGGCACGGAGAGCAGCGCUCGCUCCAUCCCGCAGUAGCCAGGCAGCGUCUCAGCUCACCAGCCAUGGCUCAUCGCCGCCCCAUGCCGGCAGCCCGCAACUCCUGCAGUGAAGUGCCAUGCUGGGGCCCCAAUCUCCAUUGACACGGGGACAUUGCCACCCUACCCACGAUGCAGCCAGGGGGCAGACCCCCCUUGCGGAAACAAGAA
Prorocentrum cordatum is the source of this 4860-nucleotide messenger RNA. The record is from the annotation of a GenBank genome assembly. NCBI's taxonomy places the organism in Eukaryota, Dinophyceae, Prorocentrales, Prorocentraceae.